Messenger RNA from Caenorhabditis remanei, 285 nucleotides. RefSeq lists its product as uncharacterized. The record is from RefSeq and is a predicted model, not a curated record. The coding region runs from base 1 to 285 and encodes 94 amino acids. NCBI's taxonomy places the organism in Eukaryota, Metazoa, Nematoda, Chromadorea, Rhabditida, Rhabditidae. The transcript has a single exon.
AUGGCACGAAAUUAUACACCGGAAAAGGUGGAAAAAAUGAAAAAUUACAAAAGAUCAGGAUCGAAAGCUGGCAUGGAAAUGGAUGCGUUGGCGGCACGAAUGGAUCUUUUACCCCAUCCUCCACCUCCCCAUCCACCUCCUCCUCCACCCCAUCCUCCGCCUCCAUUACCCCAUCUGGAUCCACCCCAUGGAUCACCUCCUCCCCAUCCACCUCCUCCAUUUCCACCCCAUCCACUGUCACCACCUCCAAAGUCAUCACGACCCCAUCCUCCACGUGGUGGUUGA